AUGCGGCGCAGGCGGAUCGUCAAGUGUGCCGGGUCGGCGGUCCAGGCCGCGAUGGCCGUGAUGUGCGUGAUCAACUUCGUGCUGACACCCUACUUCGAGUGCAUACUGGACGGGGACAGCUGCGACGAACACGUGAGCCUGAUGGCCGGCAUAUACGCGCGGUCGGUGAGCUUCACGUGUCUGGUGUCGGUGGCAUUCGCGUGGCGCAAGUAUCGCGGCACCAUGGCGACGUACGUGGAGCGCACCGAGCUGCACGACGCGUACACGGCGCCGGCCACAGGCGCGGACGCCGCCGCCGACGACCGACCGCGUUACGUCGGCCGCGCGACGUUCGACGGCGUCGUGUUGUACACGAACCUGUUGCUCAUCGUGCCCGUCAACGCGUUCCGCCUGUACCGGUUCGUGUCCGACAACCGGCCGGCGCCCGUGCUCGUGUACUUCAGCUUCAUGUACUCGCAGAACCUGUACGUGUGCCUGUACGAGACGCACUUCGCGCGGCUGUUGUACGUGCUGUACACGAGGUUCGCGGACCUCAACCGGCAGAUGGAGGUCAUCGGCGAGCGGAUCGUGGACGGCAGGCGCGCGCGCGAAGAUCCGCCGCCCGGCCGCGACGGCUGUUGGAUACCCUACGACGGAGACGACGACCGCCGGCCGCCCUACCACUACUACUCGGCGGCCACCGGACAGCCGCUAGUGGACGCGAUCGAACGGUUCCGGAUCAGGCACAGGCUGGUCCGAGAGGCCGUGAACGCGCUCAAGCCCACGUUCGCCGUGCCCAUUGGCCUGUCGCUGUGCAACCUGUGCGUGAUGGCGCUGUUCGACGUCUACUACCACCUGAAGAACUCGGUCUAUCAACCCGCCGGGGACAUGGCCACCGUGUACAUAUUCCUGUGGCUCUCCCAGUACAUGUUCCGGUUUUUCGUCGUCACCAUGACGGUGGACAUCACCAUGAAACAGGCACAAAGCUCGAAAGAAACAAUAACGGACAUAAGCAGAUAUUGUUUAGACAUCUGUACGAAGGAAGAGUUACAAAUAUUUUCAAAUCAAAUAUCUAGUACUGUAAUAGAAUUUUCGAUGUGUGAUCUCUUCUCUAUAAACGCUCGCCUCUUCACUUCUGCGGUGGGUGUCUGUAUUACGUAUUUAGUAAUAUUACUCCAGUUCAAAAUAAAGGUGGAUAAUGUGUAUUAGCAAACACGUUUAGAACUCUAAUCUCUAAUACGCUUAGAGGAUUUUUUGAAAUUAAUAAUAAUGCAUCACGCGUGUAAGUACAUAGACAGUAGGUAUAUAUCGUACAUUAUAUUUACACAUUGCCAACUAUAAUAUUUACAGUGGUGAAAUUUCUAGUUGAGUUUUCCGAUAUUUAAUCCGUGGACGAUAACAUCGUUUAACAUUUCCACUCAAUCGCUAAAUAAUAGUAAAUACUUGCACUAGACAUUGUGUCGAUCGGCAUAACUUCAGGGCAUGUCUGUGUACGAGAUAAAAUUAUUUUUAAACUAUUUCUUACAUGACUAACAUUUUAACUUUUAUAAGCAGUAAAA
Molecule: messenger RNA, 1538 nt
Organism: Rhopalosiphum maidis (corn leaf aphid)
Lineage: Eukaryota; Metazoa; Arthropoda; Insecta; Hemiptera; Aphididae
Exons: 4
Coding region: 1-1188 (395 amino acids)
Biological process (GO): sensory perception of taste
Cellular component (GO): axon; membrane; dendrite
Source: RefSeq, a predicted model, not a curated record